UUUUAUUGCUAUAAUUGUUGACAUUUCUGGUGAAGUGGUUCUGAAGUUUACUGAUUUGCAUCCAGAUUUUUGACAAAUUAUUCAUCAUAAUCUAGAUGAAAUACAAUCUAUACACAUCUAUUAGCAACCAAAUAUCCAAAUAGAACGAGAAAAGGAAUAAUUUUCUGCAGUGAAAUACUUCAAAAAAAAACAACAAAUGGACAUAUGGCGGCUGAUUCGGUAACAAUUGUUAUGGAUAAAAGGGAUCCAUUCAAAGAGGUUGAAAAUCUAUCUGAAGUUAAUGAAAUGUCUGAAGAAGACAUACCAGUCAUGACAGACGCGGGCGCAGAUGUAUCAGACAAGGAGAAUGAUUUUCAACCAUUGAAACCAGAACCAUUCGAUAUUGGUUCAUUUUCAACAAAAGAUACUCCUGGCAAAUCCAAACCAAAAAUAAGAUAUUCACUUCUAGAAUUUGAUCCCCUCUAUUCACCUAGAAGAAUUAAUGAAGACAGGAAUGUAUCAGGACAAAAUGAUGAUUUCAAAGAUGCACUUGCCUUUACGGAGGAAAGAAUAGAGGAUUUACAAAUUGAACAGGAAAUUAACAAUCCUGUCUCUGAAGAGUCAACAAAUUAUACAGACUCAGAUCAAUCUCUACUUGUAAAAAUAGUAAGUGAGAUAGAAGUCAAGACGGUGGUUUCAGAGGAAAUAGAACAUAAAAGCUCUAACAAUAAUUGCGAGUUAGCUGAAGAAGAUCAAAAUACAGUUGAUGAUACCUCAUGUUACCUAGACACCUUGAACACAGAAUCUAAAGUAUCGGAGAACGUACCGGAAGGUAGUGAUACAACAAUUUCCACGUCCGUAGAAAACCAGUCACAGGUUGACUCCCCAAAGUUGGCUACCGAUAGGUCUAUCAUUUCCACAACUGAUUCAGAAAUCAAUAAAAUCCAACUCGGAACUGCUUGCCCUCAGGGAAAGAGAUGAAGCAGAAUUGAGCAAAUAUAAAGCUAUUAUUAAGAGAUUAGAAAUAAAACGCAGUGCACUGGAAGUAGCUCUUCAACAAAAAAAUGAAGAAUGCCAGCAGCUAGCAGCAUUAUGUGAUGAGGUAACUGGGAAAAAAGUGUAAAACUCUGUUCAUAAUUUGUGUUUAAUAAGUCAGAUAAUUAAUAACUGGUGAACUAGAAUAAGAAUUACUCUUUGCAGAUGCUAUAUUCCUUUCAAAUUUCAUUUCCAUUUGUAAUUUGGUUCAAAAGAGGUGUUGAAUAUAAAAUUAUCUAUUAUAAUCCACAAAUGAAAAAUUAA
Leptinotarsa decemlineata (Colorado potato beetle) is the source of this 1278-nucleotide messenger RNA. It is a transcript of the gene tacc, whose product is annotated as transforming acidic coiled-coil protein. Lineage: Eukaryota; Metazoa; Arthropoda; Insecta; Coleoptera; Chrysomelidae. The record is from RefSeq and is a predicted model, not a curated record.